GAUUGAUUGAUUGAUCGCAAUCAAUAUAAAUACCUGAUCAUUUGCUGUUUUUCAAUGCCAAUAUUUCACUUGUUGCUGCUUGUCAUUUUUUCUGAUUUCGAUAACGAUGAACAGGUUUGAUCUGAUUUAUCUAAUUUUAGCCAUUCAUCUAAAUACAGCAGCAUUAGCGGAGAAUUAUCAGAAUAUUUGGGCCGUAAGAAUCGAUGGUGAUGUAUACAAGGCAAAAGAUGUGGCCCGCAGUAAUAAUUUUGAAUUCAUUCGAAAGUUGGAUGCAUUCGAUGAUAUUUACAUUCUUCGUCAUAAAGAUUUACCAAAUAAUCAUCGAAUGAAACGACAAGCUGUUGAACAUGAUCAAAUAUUGAAAAAUGAUUCAUCGAUCAUUUGGUUUGAACAACAACGGUCGGCUAUUCGUGUGAAACGAUCAGCCAUUUUUCCAUCACCAUCCAAAUCAAACAGGUCGAUUAGCCAGAAUGAAAAACUACGUAAUCUAUGGGAUACAACCAGACAGUUUAUGUUUUCAUUUGGAAUGAAUCAGAAUGAAGUUCGCCAUCAAUUCAAUGAUGAAUUAUGGCCCAGUCAAUGGCAUAUACAUUCAUCUGGGUUUUCACGAUUUGAUCAUGGUAUUACACGAGUUUGGGAUAUGGGUUUCACUGGGAAAGGUGUCGUUGUCACCAUACUGGAUGAUGGACUUGAAUGGAAUCAUUCAGACUUACAUGCCAAUUAUGAUCAUAAUGCCAGUUAUGAUAUGAAUGAUGAUGAUCCGGAUCCAACCCCUCGAUAUGAUCUUUUCAAUUCAAAUUCUCAUGGAACUCGAUGUGCCGGUGUAGUGUCGAUGAUACCACAGAAUAGAAAAUGUGGUGUCGGUGCAGCAUAUCAUGCCCGGAUCGGUGGUAUCCGAUGUUUGGAUGGUGAUGUAUCGGACAUAGUCGAGGCAAAUUCAUUGGCAUUUCGUAAUGAUUAUAUUGAUAUCUACAGUGCUAGCUGGGGACCCAGUGAUGACGGUUUGACAGUGGACGGACCGAAAAUGCUUGCACAAAUGGCCCUUGAACGUGGCGUUGUACAUGGUCGUAAAGGAAAGGGAAAUAUCUAUGUUUGGGCUUCUGGUAAUGGUGGUAGCCGUGGUGAUAAUUGUAAUUGUGAUGGUUAUGUCAGUUCAAUAUAUACGAUAUCGAUCAAUAGUGUUAGUGAGUCUGGUCAUUUUCCGUGGUAUGCGGAAAAAUGUUCAUCAACAUUGGCGGCUGCAUUUUCAAGUGGAGCAUUUAGUGAUAAGAAAAUCGCAACGACUGAUAUACAUAAUACAUGUACCAGAGAACAUUCGGGAACAUCGGCAGCUGCACCGUUAGCAGCAGCCAUAUUGGCAUUAGUAUUGGAAGCGAAUCCCAAUCUAACAUGGCGUGAUGUACAGCAUUUAAUCGUAUGCACAUCAGAAUUUAGUCCGUUGCUUGAUGAACGUGGAUGGCGUAAAAAUGGUGCCGGUUUUCUCUACAAUAGCCGAUUUGGUUUUGGUCUGUUGAUGGCCCAAUCACUGAUACAAAUGGCAAUUAGAUGGGAUCCAGUACCUGAAAAAUAUAUCUGUAUCGUUCAACCUAAGCAAUUAUUUCCACAAGAAAUAUCAACAAAAGGCGAUAUGCUUCGAGUGUAUUUCAUGCUGGAACAAAAUCAAGGCAUUUGUCCGAUACGAUUUCUAGAACAUGUACAGGUAAAAAUAACGUUAGAAACAACCAGACGUGGUAAUAGCCGAAUGUUUAUGUUCUCACCACAAGAUACAAUGUCCAUAUUGAUGUAUCCACGCCUGAAGGAUAAUUCGAGGCAAGGUUUUCGCAAUUGGAAUCUUACUUCCGUUCAUUAUUGGGGUGAAAAUCCGGUGGGCUUAUGGCGUCUUUAUAUACAGAAUUCGCAAAAAGAUGGUAGCAUAUUGAAAUUGACCAAUGUACAGCUGAUAUUACAUGGUAUUCGACAACCAGGUGGCUGUUUCAAUCAUAGACCAUUUAGACGCUAUCUAAAUGAAGAUCUCAUCACACAGGUUACCGCUCCUGUUGCUGAAUUUAACGAAAAUUCACCCGAACAAUUCGAUGCAUUUUUCGACAAUUACGAAUAAUUGAAUUUAUCAAAAACACAAAGCUUUUAGUUUUUUUUUUGUUGUAUUUCAGUUAUUUUCAAAAAUUAUUU
Dermatophagoides farinae (American house dust mite) is the source of this 2169-nucleotide messenger RNA. RefSeq names its product neuroendocrine convertase 1. Gene Ontology annotation, molecular function: serine-type endopeptidase activity. NCBI's taxonomy places the organism in Eukaryota, Metazoa, Arthropoda, Arachnida, Sarcoptiformes, Pyroglyphidae. Gene Ontology annotation, biological process: peptide hormone processing. Gene Ontology annotation, cellular component: membrane; neuron projection. The record is from RefSeq and is a predicted model, not a curated record.